UGUGGUUAUACUUUUUUUAGACGAAUACAAAAACACAUUCAAAUUUUCAAUUUCUUAACAGUGAAGAGUUCCGAAAAAGGGCGGGAAGUGACGAGUCCGAGCUUAGCAUCAAUUAACAGUUCAUUAUAGGCUUAAACGUUCGUUCUUAACUCUUGAUGAGAGUUAUUUAUCUCCUCACAGUUCUUGCAUGUUCAACACAGCGUACUAUAAAAAGGGCGCUUCAGACUGCUGUUUUGUAGGGUUUUGAAUCAAUCAUUAGAUGUUGUUUUCAGAAGAAGAAAAGAUGGGUCCUCUUGUCGGAGAGACUGAACUCUCUGAAGCACUCGUCAAUGCUGGAAAAAAUCUCCUCAAGCCUCCAUCAUCUACCAAAGCGCUUCUCCAUCUUCUCAAUGAAGCCGAGGGUCAGCUCUCCAAGCUAGUGCAAGAUCCUAUUGCUGCGGUGCAGAACGCACUGAGACCAUUGAUGAAGGCUUUGGUAUCUGCUCAUCUCUUAAGAAACCGUGAUUCUGAUGUUUGGGUCUACGUUGUCUCCUGCUUAACCGAGAUCAUGAGGAUAACUGCCCCAGAGGUCCCAUAUAACGAUGAUCAAAUGAAGGAGAUCUUCAAGAUGACAGUAAGAGCCUUUGGAAAACUAGCUGAUACUUCAUGUCCUAGCUAUAAGAAAGCCGUUGGGGUGCUUGAUACUGUUUCUAGGGUCAGAUUAUCAUUGGUGAUGUUGGACUUGGAGUGCGAUGACCUUAUUCUAAAGAUGUUUCGCCAGUUCUUGAAAACCAUUAGACCGAAUCAUCCUGAAUCGGUGCUUCUUUCAAUGGAAGCGAUAAUGGUGACGGUUAUCCAUGAGAGUGAAGAAGUACCCAUGGAUUUGCUCGAGAUUCUCUUGGCUGCUCUCAACAAAGAAAGCCAGGACUUCUCACCAGUGGCUUCGUGGCUUGCGGAGAAGGUUCUAAUUACUUGCGCCUGUAAGCUUCAAACGUGCAUCAUUGAAGCUUUGAAGUCAACAGGGACUAGCUUGGAAAUGUAUUCUCCAGUAGUCUUGGCAAUAUGCCAAGGCGAAGCUGAAGCACACAUCGUUGUUAAACCCAAACAAGCUGAGGGGAAUAUGUCUAAGAGAAUUGCAAGAUGUGGAACUCGAGCGCAAGGAGAUGACAACGAUUUGAAGCAAGUACAGCCUGGAAGUACAGACGUAGAGACAGAAUCAGGGUCAAUGAGGAGAGGACGGGAACUCAAUCCUCUAAUGAAUACUGAGGAAGGCUAUCCAUUUAAGACGUCGUCAAGCAAGAAGGUGCAGGAAAAAGAACUUGGUGAUUCGUCACUUGGAAAGCUGACUGCCAAGAAAGCAUCUUUGCCUAGUGAAGUUGGUCAAACGAAUCAGUCUGUUGUUUCUUCUCUCUCACCCUCUAGUAAGGCUAGGAAGGGGUCACGUAAACGGAGCCAGAGUAAGAUCGAAGAGACAAAUCUUGGUGCAGGGUCUUUAGCUGCACUAGUAUCAAAGAAACAGAUUGUGAAGAAAGAUGAUCCUGAAGAAGAAGAUUUUAUGGAAUCUGACCUUGAAAAGCCUGAAGAUAGCAUAAAGACUGCUGCAAAGUCAAGUAAAAAGGAGAGAGCACAGAAUCGUUCAGCAAAAGCAUCUGCAAAGAAGCCACUUGCAGAAUCUAAUAGGGUAGAGGACAGUGUGAAAAAAUCAGUCCACUCAGAAUCAAAAGGUGCAAGCAUGUAUUCACAUAUUCUCCAGUCAUCAAAGAACAAGAAGAAGAUUUCUCGUGCAAUAACGCCUCCGAGGAAAGAGUCGGAACAAACUGCCAAAAGCCAUCACAAGAGGAAACGGACAGCUGGAGAGGAAGUGGAGUCCCAUAAUAGUGAGCUCGGUGAGGAAUUAGUUGGUAAGAGACUGAAAGUCUGGUGGCCAUUGGACAAGAAGUUUUAUGAAGGCGUCAUAAAGUCUUAUUCUAGUCGUCAGAAGAAGCAUGUAGUAUCGUAUACUGAUGGGGAUGUUGAAAACCUUGAUCUUAAAAAAGAACGUUGGGAGAUGAUCCAGGAUAAUUCUUCAUCCAGUGAUGAAAAGGAGAUUGAUCUGCCUGAUUCUACUCUUUUAUCUGACAUAAGGCGGAGGCAGAAAACAAUGAAGAGAAAAAAUGUGUGUAAGAAUGUGGAACUGAGCAGUUCUUCAGACGUCAGAUCCUCGAAGAAGAAGAGCGACCCUGUAGCAAACUCCACUAAGCUGAAGGGCGUAAGCAAUGAACAAGAAAGCAGAGAAAAGCAGAAUCUUGAAUCCUCAAAAGCGACGAAUGCUGAAAUUGGCAGAACAAAAGGCAGGACUGAGAAAAGGCAGAGGGUGACUCGAUCUAUGCACCAGGAAAGUGAAAAAGAUUGUGACGAUAAGGAAGAACCUGAAACCAAAGCUGGUGGAGAAGAGUUAAAGUCUACAAACAAGUCAAAUGCAAUAUCAGAAACUGAUGGACAAGAACAUAAAGUAGCAAAGGAGCCAGCUGCCAAAGCUGAUGGAGUAGAGCGAGAGUCUGCGAAAGAGCCAAAUGAAGAACCCAACACUGAGGUACAAGGGAGAGGAUCAGCUAAAGAGAUACCUGCAUGCACAACAUUGAUUGAGGAGGAGGAUAUGUCUGAGGAGAGUCAUAGAAGCGUGCCUGAGACUGGUAAGGUAGAAAACGAAGAUGAUCAGAGAGUAGUUAAAGAAGAGACUGAUAAAGCAGAAGUCGGUACUAUUCGUGUUUCAGUUUGAUCCGUGAAUAAGAAUAUGGUUAGAUGAUGUUAAUUCAGGAAAAAUAAGAUGGGUUAUUGUGGUUUAGGUAACUGAUAUGUUUAGUGGAAGCUGCUUGUUUAGAGACUUAUGGUUGUUAUUGUUUAGUGGAACUAGUUUGAUCUCAUGUCACCUAGCUAUCUAAAUAUACAUAUUUAAAAGACA
Molecule: messenger RNA, 2920 nt
Organism: Brassica napus (rape)
Lineage: Eukaryota; Viridiplantae; Streptophyta; Magnoliopsida; Brassicales; Brassicaceae
Product: sister chromatid cohesion protein PDS5 homolog E-like
Exons: 14
Coding region: 260-2737 (825 amino acids)
Biological process (GO): mitotic sister chromatid cohesion; DNA repair
Cellular component (GO): nucleus; chromatin
Source: RefSeq, a predicted model, not a curated record